GGCUGCAGUUUGAUGGCUCUUUUAUUUUGCUGAAUAAACUAGCAACUUAAUAGUGCUUUGGAUGGCAACUAGAUAUCACGUGCCGGCUAGUUUAUUUUGUUCUGCUAUUCUUGCUUCAGUUCAACACUCGCUUGUACCUGCACCGCAGAUGGCCAACAGCAAACCAUCGGCAGAAAGAUUCAGUAGCUACUAUUCCACCACGUGCAGCAGCAGACUGUACUCAAAGCUUGCUAAACCUGUAGACUCAUCACGUACAGUACUUGUCAUUCCAUGUUGCCGGAGUCUUCUGUUCAACCUCUUGUAGUCAUUCAUUUAUCACUCAGCCUAUAAAAUUCCGGGUAUAGAUUUCAAUAAUUACACUUGUAGUUUAUCCGUCUUCCCAGUGUCGCACCAUAACUUGUGGCCUCCAGACAGCUCCUGCGCUCACCUCAACCUAAAACAAUGCAAAAAAAAAAAAAUAAAUAAAUAAAUAAAAAAAAUAAUAAUAAUGCCCAAAUCACGCGGAAAUUUCAAAUUAUUGCUGAGUUCCCUUGGUCCCUGAUGGUUCGGCGCGCUGUCCCUCCCCACCCCACGCGGCCGGGAGAGUGGGUCUGUUUCCCGCGUGCAACUGUCCGUUUCGUGCCAGUAUCCUGUUGCUUCUCAACUUCAGCGAAUGGCUACUGUAGCCCCCAGUCGAUACUAUUCUGUUACUUGUCUUAAACGCUGAGGAGUUCUGUAUUUGAGUUUGUUUUGGCCCCUCUUCACCCUCCCUGUUUCUCUUGCUCAAGCUGCUGUGAUUAUUGUGAGUCGUUAUGCUUCUCUUGUGUGGCACGUAGCGUGAGUGUCGUGCUGGCCACCUUGCCUGCUUGCUGUCUCAGGUGGAGCUCUGGCCCUAAGUCCGGUAGUUACCUUCUAUUGAUCACCAGCCUGUUUUUCAUUCACUGCACGUAGCAGCUAAACGAUGUCAGUGUUCUAAAUUUUUUCCCUCGUGAAUUAGAGAUAGCAGUCUCAUGUGUCUCCUUUUACAAGUCAGUGUUAUUUUUUCAAGUAAUUGAGAGUAAUGACUGUGAAUAAAUAGCCCCUCGCCCACUCAGUCCUCUUCAUCCUGACUUCAUAUGCUGCGAUUAGGCAGGCAAGCGUUGGGGCGCCGACUCGCGCCACCAUCCAGCGGACACAGCUCGGGAGGGCCGCCCAGCACAUGUGGCCAAUGGCUCACCAAGGGCGUAUUAGCGUGAGUGGAGGUGAAGGUUCCGCAGUUUGUCUUUCUUCCUCUAAAGUAUGAUUCUGACUCUUGUCUUCAGAGCCACGUACAUCUCUAUUAUGGAAGGCCUGUAUUAGCUGGCUAUUGGGAUGCGGGGCCCGCCAGGCCCAAAGAACGCAUUUAAUAAGCUUACAUUUUCAGGGCUUACUAUUUAUUUGUCAUUAGUCCGUUAUAAAUUGUUAACAAGUGUUACUGCAUAUCAUUACAAUGAUAGCCACAGCGAAACACCACGUCAUAAGAAUAAGAACUUAAUGCGACAAGCAGAGACGAGGAAUGAGGAAGGCCAAAGCUCUGUCAAUAUUUGAUUCGUCAGACAUUCAUUUAAUUUUUUUUUUUCAAAUCUCGAAAUUUUACUCACUGAUGCUCCCAACAGAAACUUUAAGAAGACUUUUUUUUGUUCUAACUGAUCAGAACUCCUCAGUCACGAUUGGGUGCAGGAGCCCACACCGGCAGUGGUGUCUGCUGCCCCUCGCGGUGAACAGGGCCUUUGUUGUAGUGACUCAUUCAGCUUGAACCAGGACGACAGCGGCAACUGGUGGUGACUCGUGUGUUACGGUGCAGGGACGAGUGAGUGUGUUUGGGGUGUGGCAGGGCAGGGCAGGGCAGGGGGCUCAGAUAGGGAAGGGUCUGGUAUGGGGGAACCUUCAGAGUAACCACUGUCACUGCAAGGGCAACUGUUUAGUUAAUUGCUGAAUAUUCGUCAAUGAAGAUGAAUCCUAACAAGAGAAAACGAUGCAUUGUAUUCAAGAGCUGCCUUAACACACCUAGGACCAGGUAAGGACAUCUUCAGUGACGGCUUCGCGUCCCCCGUGGAGCCUGAGAUGGAUCCAUACCGCAGUCCCUACAUGAAUGACUACCAUUCCCACCCAUCACUGGGCCGCUCCCCGGGAGGCAGCAUGAGUCCUCCGCGUCACUCCCAGGGACGGCCUUCCCGCAGCUCCUCCCCAGUGUCUCGCCAGCACUAUAACACCCCUGGUCGCGGCUCGCCCAUGGGUCGUUCGCCGAGGGAGGACAGAGGGUCGCCGCCACAUCACGACUACAACAGCCGCUCCGCUCCACACACCUCGGAGUCUCAUUCCUACAGGAGAGGGGACGCCUCGCCGCCGUACUAUCGCAGGAACCUCCCAGUCCAGCACGAGGAGAACGGAAGUGCUCCGAGGAGAUCAAAGGCCGGGGUGCCGCGGCCCACCAAGGUGAAGCGCUUCCUCCUUACUCGUGACCCCAAGGAUCGCAGGAUAUCAGGAAACGGUCUCGGCAUGAAGGUGGUGGGCGGAAAGGAGAUUCCUGGUACUCGUGGGCGGCUCGGGGCUUACAUCGCCCGCCUGCAUCCUGGAGGCGUGGCCGAAUCUCUGGGGCAGCUCAAGGAGGGAGACUUGCUGCUGGAGUGGAACGGUGUGUCCCUGGUGGACAGGACAUACGAGGAGGUGCAGAGCAUUGUAACGCAUUCUGUGGACGAUCUGGAGGUGGAGAUAGUGGUGCGCAGUGAUAUCAACAUGAUCACCGGGGAGCGACUGACUGGCGACAAAUGGCAAGGUCGGGAGAGGGAAAGGGGAGUGUCAGCCUCCACUAACAACUCCAGCCACCACGCCAGUCCUCAACGUCGCUCUGACCCACCGAUAGAUGAUCCACUCGACAUCAACGGGAAUCGGUCGAGUUCUGAAGGUCCUUUAAACGACACAACAGGAAGCAACUCUCAGGAGACAGUCUUCGGGAAUGACAGCCACGGGUAUGAGAGGGAGCGAGAGGGGACGAGACUGGAGGCUCUUGGAGACUCAUCCCACCCAGCCAGUCCCCGCGCUCGCUCCUCUUCCAGGCCCCGCUAUGCCAGCAACAGCCCCGAUGCCAGAUCCCGACGCCCGAGCAGCCCCGGAGCAGAGAGACCAACUAACCGUGACCUUCGACGCGUUAACGAUGUUGGGACAUCCGGCGAGAAUGCCCAUCUGUCUGACCGAGGCUCUCCAGUCCCUCACACACCCAGGGAGCGACGCCCCCACAACUCCAGAAACAGAGCCCCUCCCGAGGCAUCAUCAAGGGAGAUCACAGCUGAGGGCGGGAGAGUCACCUCUGAAAGACCAGCCAGGCACCGUAGCAGCUCAGCAGGCGGCAGCCGGCGGCUGCCAGACCCAAGGCAGACCAAGGGAGCGGGCGCGACGACGGGAACGAUGACAGCGGUGGCGGCGGCGACGACACCGACAGCAAGAAAUCAAGAGCAGGCGAUGGGCGAGGUGCAGCUGCAGGUGUGCUACGACUCCCAGGCUGGCAUCCUGUACGUGACGGUGCUGCGCGCGCGUGGACUCCACACAGUGCGGGAGGACGGUGAUACCCGCCCGGACCCAUUCAUAAAGGUGUACCUUCUGCCUGGCCGCAGCGUGGAGAACCAGAGGCGGACGCGUUACUUCUCUCUGACCAGCAACCCUGAGUGGAACCAGACCAUGGUGUACCCAAACCUGCAGCCUGCGGAUCUCGCCAAGCGCCACCUGGAGGUCACCGCCUGGAAUUAUCAGCCAGACAGACCUAACGAAUAUCUGGGCGAGGUUGUGCUGGACCUGUCUGAGCUGAGCCUGAUGGACGAGGAGCUCCGGUGGUAUCAGCUGCAGGAGUUGGACCGCGAGGAGCUUCCCGAACAUUUACCAGAAUGAGAGGCUGGCGGCAGUGAGCGACAAGGGACGUCAGCGCGGCCACCACGACCCACGGCACUUCUUUCCUGUUGAGCGUUAAUGCCUGAAAGAAGAGAACUAAAUAUACAUGUUCUAGAAUGGUGCUUCUUCACACUUGCAGGUGAAGAGGUGUACUGUAACUAUUAUAUGGAAUAAAAGCCAGUGUCAUCCACACUGGGUAAAUUAGGAAAGGUGUAGUAAAGACUGGAGAAGUUGAAACAGUAUAUUGUACAUGACAUGACAAAAAAGACUGAAGGAUGUGCGUGUAGAGGUGGAAGUUCUUGUUAAUCGUCCUUCUUCCCUCACUUGCAUACACGUGUUGUGCUGCAAGGUUCCCUCAACACUGCACUUGCCGUCGCUGUACCAUUUUCUCAGCGCCGCCCUGCCCCAGCCUCGUGCCCCGAACGGUGCCGUGAGUGCGUUCACCAGGCGGCUACUUUGUGUCUCCUUCACCAGUCCGACCCUCACUCGGCCCGUCAUGACAGUUGCUCGUCGAGGGAAUACAUCCCGCCCUUAAGUUCAUUCAUACUGAGAUGUUAAAUACUGUUAAAUGUUCAGAGGCUCGUGAUGUUUGCUUUUUGCCACACUGUAACUCACUGUGUUGGGGACCAAAGUGGCGGAACCACACGGCCGCCCCUCCCAGCCCAGCCUUCCCUCCCAGGCCAGGAGUCGUGGUGGUGGACGGCAGUGGCCACCACCACCUGCCUCACCGCCCCUGGCCGAGUGUCCUCCAUAACCUGCCUGCAAAGCUUUACGAAUUAGAUCAUUCCGCUCAUAGAGGAAAUGAAUUGUACAAACUUUUUAUGUUUCUGGAAUGAGCAUGUAGAUGGAAAAUACCAUCAGUGGUUAAUAUGUUUGAAAUCAUAUAUAGAAAUUAAUAGAUCUUAUUGAAGGAGCAUGCCAAUUAAUGUUGAAAAUGUUUGGAGUUUAAAUGUGAAAGAAACUUGUGAUAGUUGUCAGGAAAGUGUUUUGUCGGUCCUGUAGACACAAGAACACUGCGUCAGGUGAUGUUUUUUUUCUUGUCCAAAUGAAUGGCGCAACAGAACCUUGAGGCUGUGACUGAUUUGUCAGUCAGUCACAGCUUCUCGCUCGUCUUAGUUUUAAGCCUUGGAUUAUUUUGUGUCAGACUCAGGUCAAAGAGUAACCCGCCGUACCCGCCCAUGUAGAGCAGAGCAGGGCGUGUGGUGUGUGCCCCCAUGCAUUCUGUGGCGCCAGUGUUGAGUCUCCUUAUGGCGGUCACCCCAGUGGUGCCCUCACUCAGCUGGGCGGGGCAGCUAAGGGCAGAUACCCGACCCUCACACCUUUCUCCCCUAUCCUGGACACCAGCCUAUGUACGUACGUGGCAGGUGCACCCAAAGGGAUCAUUAUAAUAGGUGAAUGCAUUUGUGAGCAUUAGUCUUAACUUGAUAGGUUUGUGGAAUGUCUUGUAAACGUUGGGAAUGUUAUGUCACAUUUGUACAGGGAGUGAUGAGGGGUUUCAAUAAGAAUUUCAUCAUCCUUUCUCAGUAUCUCUCUCUCUCUCUCUCUCUCUCUCUCUCUCUCUCUCUCUCUCUCUCUCUCUCUCUCUCUCUCUCUCUCUCUCUCUCUCUCUCUCUCUCUCUCUCUCUCUCUCUCUCUUUCUCUCUCUCUCUCUCUCUCUCACACACACACACAGACAAGAUAAGAUUACUUAGCAAUGCAUUCCUAUUACACCUUUCGACACAGCAUUCUUGGCCAUUGUUAAGUGUUUCCACAGCCUACACAACGUAGAAUUAAUGCUCUGAAGUGUUGAGUGUGAGAAUGACCUUGGUAUGCCUCCUAUAUCUUGUGUGUUGUAUAGUGAGGUGUAUGUCCGUGGUGAUGUAGGGUCUUGGUGUAGCCUUGUGAAUAUAUUGGGAGCGGGCACGAGCCUCGCCUCACCUUUCUGACACAAGGAGGGAAGUCAGAAGAUUAUUAUAUAUGUAUGUAUAUGUAUUACCACGUUCCCUUAACUCGAUGACAAAACCAGCAAGCAUUAUAUGGAUCAUGUAAGGCUUUCUGCUGUGUAAUGUGUGUUAUUUUGUGGUAAUAAUCAAAAUUUAGUGUGAGAGUGUGUGGUGCACGUGUGUUCUUUUCUCCUUGAAUGUCCUCGGUGUCCAACUCACUCGUUGCCUAAUAUCACAGGAGACUGAAUUUUGAUGUUUUGUUCACGCAAGUUCAUGGAGUUGAGGACGUGGUGGAGCUCAGGUGCUGAACAUGUACUAGUGCGAGGUGUUCAGUCAACGUAGCAAUGUAUCUAUCUGGUUGACAAGUUGUAUAUUUUGUUUGACGCAGAGGGGCAGCAGUAACUCAUCUAUGAGAGACCCGCAAGCCUUCCCCCCACGACACAGAAGGUCCAGAACGUGCUGCUUGAUGACAAGGCGCACGGCACUCGCACCAACUUUUUUGUGCUGAAUGUUGUAGCCGCCAGCCACCGCAUUUGUUGUACUGAAUGGCGUGCGGUGGAUUGUUACUGAGAAAAUAUUUGUAGGAUAGUCGACUACUUAUACCUUGUUCCUGGUGUGAAAUCUAAUUCUAUGAGUUGAGUUAGUUGCAUUUUGUAUGAGUUCAGUAACUCAGUGGUUGUUUUCAUCAUGGUUGUGUUUGCAAUACUGCUUCACUUUUGGUGGUUUGGUGCCGCGGGAGUGCGAGGCGAGACUGGGCAUGUCUGUGACAAGGUCAAGUGUUCACCAUCCAUCACUUCCUCGUCACGUGCUUGGUUUUGGUGUGGUACUCUGUGGUGGCUUUUCUUUACGUUCUAAGGUCACUGCGUGUCCUCCCUUCUGUGUCAAAGUCUUGUGAUGGUGAAAAACUUUGUCGAGAUUUUGUCCGCGAUCACCUUGAUAAUCCUUUCGUGGCAAGUCCUGAUCCCUGUCUUCCAUGGUCGGUGCGGCGUCGCCCUGGAGCGUCUGAGGAGUAAAUACCACAUUGUUAACUCACGCACAGCGAGCCUCGGCCUCCAGGGUGGACACCUCAGGCUGCCGGUGCGGGCAUGGUUCACUCUUCUGCCAAGGUGUCCACUGCCUCCCACGGAAGUGUUAGUCUUACGCCAAAAAGAAAUUACAAGACAGAUUUCAGGGACGGUUUUCUUCCGGUAUGAUUCCUAUCUCUCACCUCAUAGUAAUCAAUGUGUGUGUUGUCUUAGCUUGUCCAGUAUAUAUGUUGUAAUUGGGUAGUUACUCGCCUGAGUUGAUUUGUGUUGCUUUGCCAGGAAAGCAAGUAAUUUUGCUACACUAAGUCAUUUAUAUAAUUUCUCGGCUACUACGUAGCAGUAUGAACAUUCCCCAGCGGAGCCUGGCAGCGGAGAGCUGUCUGAUGGGGCGAUAAGAGCGCGCCGGACAUGACGGUCUUACCUUUCCCGCAAGGACUUAUCAAGACCUUGUGAGUAAAGAUAAUGGAGAAGAGAUGAAGGAACUACCAAGGGAUGCGUUCAUGAAAGAUAAAUACAAAGAUUGGGCGUUAUUUAAUUUCAUGUGUCAGAAAGAUUAACUCAGGAAAACCGGAAAGUAAAAAUAAUAACCUGAUCAAAUGCCAUUCACAAAAAUAAGUGUAGAAAAAUUAAAGAUAAAGCUAAUGAAUUUUCCUGAGGUGUCCUGACACUUUUUUCUUGAAACAGGUUGGAGGAAAUAGAAAAAUAAAGAUAGAGGAACAAGAGUUUGUAUCCAGACACAAGGAGAUUCAACUCACACAGUCCUCUUAGAUGUAAUGGAAUCAGAAGCUUUACUUCUCAUCGAUUCCUACCAUGUGUAGUGGGUUGUACAGAUUUUCACACCUGCGAUGCUGCGAUACCAUUUUUAUCUCCAAAUCUUGUUAAAUUUUGCACGGUUAUUGCUCCUCUGAACAUGAUAAAUACUUGCCCCGCAUCCUCUUGCAGUGUCGCUGCACAAGACUUUCUACCUGAAUUUCUUUGACCCCUACGUAUUCUCCCUAUCUUACUAAUGCUAAUGUUGAUCAGUAUAUUUGGUCUUUUAGUCCUCUAAUCUUUAUGAGUGUUUUUUUUUUUUUUUUUGCUUGCCUCCGACUUAGAGGGUUUUAUGAGAGAAAAGUCAAGACACCCCCAUGUACUUCAAUUGCCAUUCUUCUCUUGAUUCCCCUCGCCCUGUUUCUUUUUGAGAGCGGCGUUUUGAUCAAGUAUCUUUUUAAAUUGAUUUUUUGCACUUGGCCAGUUUUAAUGUACACACACACACACACACACACACACACACACACACACACACACACACACAC
Messenger RNA from Portunus trituberculatus (swimming crab), 8121 nucleotides. RefSeq names its product protein piccolo-like. Gene Ontology annotation, cellular component: cytoskeleton of presynaptic active zone; glutamatergic synapse; GABA-ergic synapse. Lineage: Eukaryota; Metazoa; Arthropoda; Malacostraca; Decapoda; Portunidae. Gene Ontology annotation, biological process: protein localization to synapse; presynaptic active zone assembly. The transcript has 9 exons. Gene Ontology annotation, molecular function: protein binding; structural constituent of presynaptic active zone. The coding region runs from base 2062 to 3879 and encodes 605 amino acids. The record is from RefSeq and is a predicted model, not a curated record.